Elephantulus edwardii (Cape elephant shrew) is the source of this 924-nucleotide messenger RNA. Its product is annotated as olfactory receptor 2D3-like. Gene Ontology annotation, biological process: G protein-coupled receptor signaling pathway. The transcript has a single exon. The record is from RefSeq and is a predicted model, not a curated record. Gene Ontology annotation, molecular function: G protein-coupled receptor activity; olfactory receptor activity. NCBI's taxonomy places the organism in Eukaryota, Metazoa, Chordata, Mammalia, Macroscelidea, Macroscelididae. The coding region runs from base 1 to 924 and encodes 307 amino acids. Gene Ontology annotation, cellular component: membrane.
AUGGAAAAAGGAAACCAAACUUUUGUGGCUGAAUUUAUCUUGCUGGGACUGUCACAGAAUCCAAAGGUUCAGAUCUUGUUGUUCUGUGUUUUCCUGAUCAUUUAUCUUCUCUCUGUAUUUGGGAACCUUCUCAUAAUAAUCCUUAUCAAAACAGAUUCUCGACUUCACACUCCCAUGUACUUUUUCCUUAAAAACUUGUCCUUUGCUGACUUCUGUUUCUCUACAAGCAUUGUUCCCCAGAUGUUAGUCCACUUCCUUACAAAGAAGAAAACCAUUUCUUUUGCUGGAUGUUCAGUGCAGAUAGUUGUCUUCCUCCUCGCAGGGUGUACAGAGUGUGCCCUGCUGGCUGUGAUGUCCUAUGACCGCUAUGUGGCUGUCUGCAAACCCCUGCACUACUCCACCAUCAUGACUCAGAGGGUUUGUGUCCAGCUGGCUGUCGUGUCCUGGAUCACUGGGGCAUUUGUAUGUUCUGUGGACAGUGCCUUUACACUCUGUCUUCCCUACCGGGGACAAAAUGUAAUUAACCAUUAUUUUUGUGAACCUCCCGCACUCCUGAAGCUGGCUUCUACAGACACCUACCAGGCCGAGAUGGCCCUCUUUUCAAUGGGAGUGGUGAUCCUCUUAGUUCCUGUCUUCCUUAUUCUUGUCUCCUACUGGUAUAUUAUCUCCACUGUGAUGCGGAUGCAGUCUGGUGAGGGAAGAAUCAAGGUCUUCUCCACCUGUGGUUCCCAUCUCACUGUUGUGAUUCUCUACUAUGGCUCUGGAAUAUUUGCCUACAUGAGACCCAAUUCUAAGGUAAUGAGUGAAAAGGAUAAAGUAAUCUCUGUGUUCUAUUCCGUUAUGACUUCCAUGUUGAAUCCAAUCAUUUACAGCCUCAGGAACAAGGAUGUGAAGGGAGCUUUCAAGAAGCUGACUGGAAGAUAA